UUGUACUAACGUAGCCUCAAAAUUCGAAGUAACCUUCCCUCCUUUUCUGAUCGAAAUGUUCGUGAUACGAUAGUAAGAUUCAUUUAUGCCUUUCCAGCAAUUUUCCUAGUGAUUUUUUUAGAGAAAACGUAGUUUAUUAAUGAUUAAUAAUGACGAACGUUACGAGUGAGGAUAAUUCCGCUACAUUCGAUCCAAUAUCUGGUUCGUCCACGAUGGAAACGUGUACAGCAGGACCUCUUGUUUUGUAUUCAACUGCACAAGCGUGGGCAGCUCAAUUUCAUCGCAGCCUUACGCGUACCAGGAUAUCUGAGUCGUCCGACGAAGAAGAUUUUUCUCAAUAUCAGUUUGAGGAUGAUCUUGAGUACCUUAGGUCGUUGGAUCCGAAGGCGUGGAAAGAUCAAGAUCAUUAUGCGGUGUUAGGCUUGAAAAAGCUCAGACACAAAGCGACCGAAGAUCUUAUAAAAAGGGCUUAUAAGCAAAAAAUUCUCAAACAUCAUCCCGAUAAACGUAAGGCACUGGGAGAGGAAAUCCGGCCAGACGACGAUUAUUUUACCUGCAUAACACGGGCUUGGGAAACUCUGGGCAACCCUGCAAAGAGGCGAAGUUACGACAGCGUAGAUCCGUAUUUUAAUGACGAUUUACCGGACGAGAAAGACUGUAAAAAUAACUUUUACCUGGUGAUGGGUAAAGCAUUUAAGGAAAAUGCUAGGUGGUCGGUAAAAAAGCCGGUGCCACGCUUAGGCGGACCGGACACGCCUAGACAUAAAGUGGAAAAGUUUUACUCGUUCUGGUACGAUUUCGAUUCAUGGCGCGAAUACUCUUACUUGGACGAAGAAGACAAAGAAAAUGGAAAGGAUCGAGAUAUGCGCAAGUGGAUCGAGAAAAGGAACAAAGCUGCACGUGCAAAGCGGAAGAAGGAAGAAAUGGCGCGCAUACGUGCAUUGGUCGAUAUGGGUUACAAUAUGGAUCCUAGAAUAAAGAAAUUUCAACAGGAGGACAAGGAUAAGAAGACAGCGGCAAAAAAGGCGAAGCAAGAAGCUGCGAAAGCGCGACAACAAGAAGAGGAGAGAAUAGCUAGAGACGCUGCAGAGAAGGAGAGAGUUGAAAAAGAAAAGCGUGAUAUCGAAGAGAAGGCAAAAUUAGAUGCGCUCAAGCAAGAAAAGGAAGCGCAGAAGAAAGCCCUUCGUAAAGAAAGAAAAGCGCUGAGAGAUUUUUGUAAAGCCAACAAUUAUUUUGCAGAAAAUUCAGCUGAAAAUAUUAGACACAUGGAGAGUAUAGAGAAAAUUUGCGAGCUUUUCAAGCUUGUUCAACUGGAGGAAGCCAUGAGGAAGUUACAAGCCGAGGGUAGGUCAGCAUUUCUUUCUCUCGUGGAAGAAACUGAAAAGAAGAUCGAAGCUGAGCGUAGGGCUGCCGUUUCAUCCAGCGAUACGCGAAAUACUCCGGAAAAGCAAGUAAAAUCUUAUACAGCUCCAUGGAACGAAAGCGAUUUACAGCUUUUGAUCAAAGCUGUAAACCUGUUCCCAGCUGGUACGAAUCAACGCUGGGAAGUGGUUGCCAACUUUAUUAAUCAGCAUAGUAGUUCGUCCAGUCGUGUAACGCGCGAUGCAAAGGAAGUUCUUGCUAAAGCCAAAGAUUUGCAAUCGACCGACUUCAGCAAGUCUAGUUUAAAGGAGCAAGCAAACAAGAAAGCUUUCGAUAAUUUCAUCGCUGAAAAGAAAGCCAAGGAGUCGGUCGAGGAUCGAAUGCCAGCUGUUACAGAACGUUUGGAUCAUCCUAUUUCGAACGGUGUCGCUGGUGACCAAAAGGACAUCAAGAAGGAGUCUCAACCAUGGACCCCAGCGGAACAGAAAUUACUGGAACAGGCAUUGAAAACUUAUCCUACUAGCGUGCCCGAUAGAUGGGAUCAGAUAGCAGCCUGUAUACCAACUAGAACGAAAAAAGAAUGUAUGAAGAGGUAUAAGGAACUGGUUGAACUGGUUAAGGCAAAAAAGGCGGCACAAGUGAUGAAAUAAUAGUUUGUUUUUAAAGCGAACAUUCUUUUUAACUUAUUGAAUUCCGAUACAAACAACCUCAUGAAUCAAAUUCCGGUAGAGGAGCAAGAUGGAUUCAUUGAAGUUUGAAAAAGCGGAUUUUGAUUUUAGUUUCAUCGAAUGUCGGCUGUUGUAUUAUACCUGUGCCUUGUUUUAGCUUGUACGUGCACAGUUUGCAACGGUUCUAGGAAUCAUCAUGCCAUUUGCACGCAACAGAACGAUCGCGCUGCACUUAGUGAUUGUCCAUUUAAUCACAAUGGUUAAAUCUGCAUGCAAAAAAAAAAAAAAAAUCGUAU
Messenger RNA from Osmia lignaria (orchard mason bee), 2326 nucleotides. Its product is annotated as dnaJ homolog subfamily C member 2. NCBI's taxonomy places the organism in Eukaryota, Metazoa, Arthropoda, Insecta, Hymenoptera, Megachilidae. Gene Ontology annotation, molecular function: ribosome binding; Hsp70 protein binding. Gene Ontology annotation, biological process: 'de novo' cotranslational protein folding; regulation of translational fidelity. The record is from RefSeq and is a predicted model, not a curated record. Gene Ontology annotation, cellular component: cytosol.